CUAACGUCAAUGAUGCCUUAACGCACUCGCAUUUACUCUUCAUGUGAGUGAUAUUUUCAUAAAAAACUAUGAAUCUUUCUAUUGAAUGGGAAGUCAAAUUCUUCAUGGUUUUAAAGUAAUUAAGAUCUUAAUGGCAAUGUUAAUUUCUUUUUAAUGACUUUAUGUUGCAAUUGGUACUGCUUUAUACAAUCUGCGCCGUCUUCAAUGAAAUACAAAAUACUACAAUUUACAUAUAUUAAUAUGAAUAGCGAAUAUGAUUAUAUUGUCAGAGAUUUGAACACGUUGUGCUCAUAUCAGCUUUACUACCAUCUCUUUAUCUCUGAGUAUUUCAAAAUCUAGCUAGUUAUUAAACAACUCGCUAAUAACAUUUUAACAAACUAUAAUUUUUGAAGACCAACUUUCUUCAUUUUACAAAAACCUUAACAAUCUCUGAUCUAUAUACAUUAAUUAACUGAAUUGUUUGCAUACUCCCAUUGCCAACUUGUCGCAUGAAUAUUGCAAAAGUAUCUUUGUUUUGAAUUGCUUCAAAUGACGCGUUCAGCAAAUAUCAAAAUUUCUCUUUGAUGUUGGUAAAUGUAUGCAAUAUUAAGUUAUUGACGCUUUUUAUUCAACUUAUGUAACACGACACUGCGGAAUUUUAAUCUUGUCGAAUUAAUUUUGAUACUGAAAAAUUUUGCUCUCCUAUUAAAUGAACGAAGCAUUUCUGGUAUGUGUCAUAGCGUCGCGAUGUUUAUCUUACAUUUGCUUGGCGUAUAAAAACAACGAGUUGAGGUUUAUGGCGCCUUCUUAUUACAAGAUUUUUAAGUAAAAGAAAAGUCGUUUGCUUUCCUCAAAAAGGGAUUUACGAGAAAGGCCUUUGCGAAAGUACUUUGCUAGAAAGGAUCGUAAACGAAAUGAGCGUCGAUUUAUCAAAGCCAAGAUCGUCUGUAGAGCGUGCAUAUUCGUCUGCGUCGUCGACGACAAGCAGUCGGCGUUCAGGACGCAGAAAGAGACGUAGAAUGAAGCAUACAGUAAUGCCUUUGAAGAGAAGAUCUAAUAGAAAUGAAGUUGCCUGUGACGUACAUCGUGUCUCUAAUCUUGAUAUUGAGGAGAUGGAACAAUCUGCAUGUUUCUGGGUUGCAAAGAAUAUCGAUGAUCCUUCUGAACGCAGUUUUAAAGAAGAUGUAUUUAUUAAUAAGGAUCAAGAUUCCUCAGCUGAUGACGAAUUGUCAUGUGCUGAAGAUUUCUCAACAUUUGAUGAGUCUAUUGAUCUCAUGUCUGAAGAAGCACGUGACCAAUCAGAGUAUAUUAAUGAAUACGUUGAGAAAGAAAAUGAUGCAAAUUAUGCAAAUGAAAAAAGGGAAAAGUUUGUUUAUAAGAAUGAAGAUAAUGAUGCAAAUUAUUCAGAGGAGAAAAUGUUUUACGGUGUGCGCAAAGGAAAAGUCAACCAGACUGAUGAUUUACAGCGCGUAACACCAGUACCAUUACCAAGAAAGAAGUUACGAAUGAGUGACUGCUCUGAUGAUGGUCAGAGUGGCUUUAGUAGCGAGGGGACUGGAAUGCAUGUCGGCUGGACCUCUGAUGUUGUUUCAUCAGGGGCAGAAUACAACGAAAGUGAUGGUGAAGGAGAACGCAAGAGGUCUGGUUUGAACAGCAAGGAAUUUUAUGGAUACCGCAAAGAUAAUAGUGGAUUGGCAGAAUUUCCAACAAGAAAAAUUCGGCAACAACAUGUAGAUGAAGAUACCGAUCUUGUUGUCAUAGCAAAAGAUGUUACAAUAACGGAAUCAAAGCAUGUCUCCGACAGCAAUCAUCCUAAAGAUAUUGGAAUUGAUUUUCAGCAGACAGAUAAUAUUGACGAAAACAGCAAUUACCCUCCAAUAGAUGAUAAAGAUGAAUUUAAACGUCGACAUGAAAAUUCUCGCUACGAUCUUCAACCGUAUUUAUCAAGUGAGAAAAACAAAGCUUCCUCUGAUACAGAGCUCGUCAAUUUUCAAAGUUUUGAUGAGGUAGAACGCUGGAGUGACAAGUCCCUCCCGUUGGGCGGGCACAAAACUAAAACCCAGUAUUACUCUGUUGAAGAUCUCAUCAAAGCAAGCACGGAAGAAGAUUUAAAAGAAGCCGGGAUGGAGGGCGAAGGCCCAGAAAUUCCUCGUAUUGGAGCGUACGAGAACUACCAACCUCCACGUGACACGCGUAAAAUUGAUGGGGAAAACGACGUGCCGACAUUUGAAAAUGAGCAGCCAGAAAUAAUUCCUAAUGCAUUGAACACACAAGUGACGGAAAACAGAAACCUUCAAGAAAAUGAAAGCAAAGUUAUUCCUGCUGACGCAUAUCCAGUAAAGUACAUAGAAAAGGAGCAGCAUGAUUCCAAUGCAUAUUUAUAUGAAGAAAGCAAGAUAUUUUUUGGCUAUAGACGGAAAGAAGAAGUAAACGAAGCCGACAAUCAAGUCACUGAAGAAACGAGCGUCCAAAACCACCAAGAUAAUGUCAACAGUUAUCCAUCGAAAGAUAGUUAUACGUCUUCAGAGUAUGAUCUCCAUGGUCCUACAGGAGACGAACAAUUAAGAAAUGAAGAAAAAAACAAUCCGAAAUCCUUUCCCGAUGACGAUUCUAAAUAUGAAAAAAAUAAAGGCUUCUACAAAGGCAAGCAAGAGGGCUCUCAUAGAAGAGAUCAAUCGGACGGUGUGUACCAGCAUAAAGAUCAGACUACAAGGGAUGAUUCAAAGAUUUGGCAUGAAACAAAAGAAUUUUAUGGAUUUCGAAAAACAGCAAGCGUAGAAAGUCUGUCGCACGUUGACAACCAAGGUCAGACGCAAAAAUGGGAACAAAAUCAGGAGUUUUAUGGUUUCAAACAAUCGAAGACUGGGGAAGAGUUUGCCAGUCCACAAUACAAAACUCAAGGGAGUGGAGAUGAUCCAACAAACAUUUUUACGGAGAGCCGAGAAUUUUAUGGUUUUCGUCGUUUUGGAUCGAGUGAAAAUGUUUCCAAACGAGGAGGUGAAGGCCAACAUUGGGAGGAGAGUCGAGAAUUCUUUGGUUUCCGAAGGGAAAAAAUUGUUGAUGAUCAAACGCACUUUGCUGCUAGCGAACAACUUAAGAAACCGCAGUCUUUUCAUCAGAAAGUAGAUACGAAACCACUGUAUCUUGAGGAAGCAAAAAAUGGCUCCUCUGACAGAAAAAGACAACAUGAAAAUAACCGUGCUUACGAUGAAAGAGUCAAAGAAAAUCAACCCAACGAUACGAAAUCACAUGAACAACAAUCAUAUGGUCCAAACGAAAAACAACCUCGUCAGGAGCCUGUAAUGAAGUCUACGGAGCAAGAGAAUUUGAUGCUUGUAGAUGAUUCACGAGAUCUAGAAGAAAGUUUGGAGUUUCCUCAUUAUACAAGACCCGAAGAUCUUCCUCGCUCUUCUGCAUAUGAGCAAUACGAGAGACCAGUUACGCCUUUGCAAGAAGAACCAAUGCCUGAUCCUGUGCAUGACGAAGGCCAGGACGAUAAGGAAGAAACAGUUAUAGAUGUACCGACAGAAACUUUAUUGACGGAAAGCUUACCCACUCAACAAUCACGUGAUACCAUUCAACGAGAAGUGAGUAAAACCGAAGAAGAAACACCAAAUUCUGAGAGCUCAGACGUUGGACUCAAAAUGUUUCGUCAACGGUCAUUACAAAGAAAUGACAAAAAAUCACGAUUUUCUGAAGAGAUAGGCAAGCGUGCUGAUAAAACAGGUAAGACUGAGCCAAUCGCAGCAAGGGCGAACAAACUCAAAGAAACGACGAGAAAAAGUGACUCAAUCACUAAAAGAUCGGCUAUUGAGAAGAAAAAUGUUGAGGAAUUGGUGAGCGUGUUUAACACACUUGAAAAUGUUCAGAAAACAACAGAAAACAGCAAGACUGUUGACACGAAGACGUCAAACUACCUUGGUAAAAAUGACAACAAUCCAUCUUCUAGAACUUCCAUCUUUAAAAAACGAAAUGACGACAUCUUAGACUCUGUGGACAAAAAUAUUCAAGAUGAAGAAACACAAAAAACGUUCGAGUCUGUUCGAGAGCCUGAAACCACCCAUGAUGAUCAAGAUAAACAAGAAGAUGUUGUUGUCAAACGAGAAGAAAUACCAGUAGAAGCAUUUGCUCAUGAAAAAUCAAAACAAUUCCCUAAGUACAAGAAGUUAAUUCCGUACAGGAAGCCUAGAGGUUACGAUUCAAGACGAAGUCGUGACGAUGAUGACGAAGUUUACCGAGCUGAAAUUCGAAAAUCCCGCGAGGAUUCAUGGAAUCAAAGGCGAAUGUCAAGUAAAAAGAAUUCUGGUUCAAAGUCAGACGGUGAAAUUGAGGGAUUCAAGACUACAUUUAGGAAAAGGGUGAUUACACCUGGUACACCAGUCAAUAUCAGGUUGUAUGGUUUGAACUUGCAAAAAACUGACCAAAAGAAAGUUUUCGACGUGGACUGGGACUUAGUUGAUAAUACUCAAAUUAUGGUGAAUGAGAAUGUCGAACAAACACUCCUUGAGAAAGAGUCUGUUGAUAUGGAGGAGAUUUCUGAUGAAAGAGUUCCGGUAAACGAAAUGAUGAAUCCAACAAAAGUUAGCAAAAGUACAUUCUAUUUGGAGCAAAUACCUGGAAAUGAAUCCGUUAUUAAUGAUCCUUAUGUUGAAAAGCAUAGCUUUGUAAUUCCAGGCACGGAUGGUGAUUUAUCUUAUACACUACCUGAGCAACAGAAACCGAUAUAUCUUAGUGAGCAACAGUUGCCAAUGAAACGUGAAAAGUUACCUACAGAAGACAACCGCAGUGAUAUUGAGAUACCAAUAAAGAAGUUACAUGAGACAGAACUUCUCAAAAAGCAAGAUUCUCUGAAUGUAGACAUUGAAUAUGAUGGCCAGGAAAAAGACGAAAGUGAAAUUCCUAGAGAUAAUGUCUUUUACGAGAAAAGUUCUCUUCGUUCAAGUACGCCACGUUAUAAGAAACAACCUUCCAUGAGGAAUGAAGAUUUUAUAAACGGCGACAAAAACUAUUCAACUCACGAAGAGUCCUCUGAGAGAUACGAGUCGACGUCACAUGACACCUCGGAUGGUGUGGACACAACAAUUCAUACAACACGAACAACGAAGACAACACGAACUGAAACAACUGAAACGACAGUAAAGACUAUAAGGAAAUCUGGAGGGAGUCAGUCUAGACCAUCAAUGGAAAGUGAUGAGACUUCUGUUGAAAUAGAGACGUUUGAUGCAACUAAUGCUAAAGAUGAGACAGAUUCUCGUGCUGUUAAUGAUCAAUCUACCAAAGGAAGGUCUGUUGAAAGUGAACUUGAUUAUGAUAAAAACAAGUGUGAUGAACCGCAUGAAGUUUCAACUGACUUUACAAUAAUGGAGAAUGGAACAAGUGAACCAGUCAAUGUUACUAGGCUUGGUCGUAUAGAUAACAAUGAAGAUAUCCAAGUUUUGCAAAGUCGAGAAGAUCAUUUUCUUCACACUAGAUUGAAAAUGAUUUCUGAAAAUAAGCAAGCAAAUGACAAAAAAAGAGCCAAAAACGAUAAAUUGCUGGAACCAAUCACCAUUUACCCAGAUGAUGUUGACGGCAAUAAUCGUGUCACAGAACAAUUGCUCAUUCCAAUUUCUGGCAACAAACUAAAUGAAAAUUUUGAAAGAGAGCAUACACCUGACAUUGAAUUUUUGCAGGUUGACGAAAGCACACUACAGACUCGGAUAAACGAAAGUGUCCACAAGUCUGAAAAGCCACUGCAUUCGUGUGUCCGGCGAGUUUCACUUACGGAUUUAUUUGAACGUCCAAAACCACACGAGCCAAAACUGGAGAAAGAAGAUAGACUUUCAAAAUUGAUGCCGGAUUUUCAGGCAGUCGAGGACAUUAAAACCCCCAUCUUUGAAAAUGUCAAUUCAUCAGAAAAGCCAGAUGUUGGAAUAGAAUUUUGGGAGCCUAAUACAAACCGAGAAAUAGAAAGAAUCGAAUUUCAUCCUGAUGAAGACGAGUCUCUUGAAACACCACCAAGCGAAGAUAUUGUUGUUUCUUUAGACAAAACAUUGAUCGACGAGCAAGUAUUUAAAGAACGCACAAAUGUUGCAACAUUACCAAACUUCGAACUUCAACCAGUAAAUGAAAGUAUUGUUCCUGAAGUUAGAGAUGACUCUUUCGAGAUUCCUAAAGUGCUGAAUGAGAAAACUGUUGAACCUGUCGAAGAGAUUGUCCUCGCUUCAAUCCAUACUUCUAAAGAUGUGUCUAUACCCGACCUCAAAGAAAUGCGUCCACUACCUACCCCUUCUAUUGUUCAGGAAAAUAUCACCUCUGAGGCAAAAGAAUUUAAUUUUGAAAUUCCAGAUUUUCCAGAUGAAAUGCUGGUUGAGCCUGUUAAAGAGAAUGUUGUUGCCACAGGCCUCUUGAAAAAUAAAACAUACGUUCCAGAUUUUGAGGAGUUUAUCACAGUCUUAGAACCAGUGAAACCUGUUGACGAAAGUGUGACCUUUGAAAGACGUGAAAGUGGACUGAAUAUUCCAGAAAUUCAAACUCCUGAACCGGAACAACGACCUUCACAACCAGUCACCGAGGAGCUAACCAAAAAUGACGUAUCAAUUCCAAGUUUUUCGUGUGAAUUUGAAGAAACUUCUGUGGAGUUUCCUAACGUUGUUAUGGAACAAGAUAAAAGCUUUGAAAGUGAUCUUGAGGUUGAGCCACCUGAAGAUUUGAGCUCGGUCAGCUGUGCGUCAGAUGACAUUGGCAAAUCGAACGAUGAUUUUGAAGAGGAUGAUAAUAACGUACCCGUUGAUAAUGAUAAAUCACUAUACGAGAAACUUCCACCGGAGGAAAAACCCAAAGACCAUUUACCGUACAAAGACGAUGAAUUCGAAAUAGAAACAUGGUCAGAAACGAAAAAAACAAUCAAAGAGACACACAGUACGGAGACGGUAAAAAUUGAGAAAACAUUCACCAAACAUGGGUCCAAAACAUCACCUACAAAAAAUUCCUUUUCAUCCAAUAAAGAAUCAUCUUUAUCUAACGCAGCUCAUAUUCCCACUUUAAGUCAGCCCAAAAAUUCAGGAGACAGCUCUUCUGAACCGAGUGAUCGUCCAGUUAAUGUCACAUCUGAAGUACUAGUAAAAAGACGUCGCAGCAGACGAGGAAAUAGAUUUGAUGAUAUAAAGAAAUCCGGAGCUCUUGUACCUGAAACUGUAGUUCAAGAUGAAUCUCCGAGUGUUAAAAAUGCUAAACCCUUUGAACCCAUCACAGUGUCAAAACAAAAACCUUUAUCAACUGAACCAAUCUUUAUUCCUAAGGGAAAAUCGCCUCAACUUAGACCAGAAAUGUACUUGUUAGGUAGCGACGACGAUGAUUCCCGACAAGAUGUUAAGAAACUUGUAGAUUCCUCUUCACCUGAUGAGAAAGAAGAAAUGUCAAAAAAUUCCCCGACGGAUGAAGAUGAAUCUCUAGCAAAGGAGGAAAUUUCCCUCGAACUUUAUGAUGAGUUACUAGACAACGAAUUUAAAGGUUUGACCGAGCAGAAUGAAGAGAUUGGGUCUAGUAAUGAGAUUGAAGUGCCUGAAAUGAUUUUUGAAAAAGACUUGAAGAUCACAACUUCUGAAGAACCGUAUGAAGUGAAAAAAAUGAAGACAAAUCUCCAUCGAUCAGUGAAGAUAUUGCAAAAUCUUCAGUUGAAGUCAAACCUUUGCUUUUGAUUGAUAUUAACGAUACAUUAAAAAGAGUAAAUGAGGAUGAUGGAGAAUGGAAAGAAGAUGUUCUUGACAAGACCAAAAUACCUUUGGUUACUUCUAUCGACCUGAAGGAUGUUUUUAUUAUAAAUGAAGGCACACAUGAAAAGUCAGAAGGCAAUAUGCCCGAUUUUGAGGUUUUAAGUGAUAACGAAGUGAAAGAAAGUGAUCCUAAGAAUGAAAGAGAAGCUAUCAUUGACGAAAAUGAUGAUGACGUCACUGCAAUGGAUAAUGAAGUCAUAAGGAAGAAUGGUGGUUCUCCUGACGGAGUGUCGACAAUAGAAACGAAAACCACGGUUGAAACUGUUGAAGUCGAGAAAAAACAAUCUGACUCCACUGUCAUUGAAGUAGUUGCCACAAAGCACCCCAUAUUUCAACAAGAUACUCAGAAGGACCCUAAUGCAUCUUCCAUUGAAGAUGAGCAAGAUUAUGUGAUAAUUCCCACUGACAUUGUUCAACCUAAUGAAGCGAUCGAACCAACAAAAUUGAGACUAUUGAGGCAGCUCUAGAAGAUCAAUCUGUUGAUCUUGAAGAUACUAGCGCAUAUUCCCCAUCUUUUGACAAGACUCAGUCAUUAUAUUCUGUCGACGAAACAACUGCAUUUCUCGUUGUUACGAAAGAAACAAAACCACAACAUUACCCUGAUUCUGAAAGAGAAUCGUCAAGUUCUGAUUUUUUGACAUCAGAUACAGAUGAUGAUGUGAGAAAGAAAAAACAGAGCGUGUUGACCAACGUUGUGUUAGAUGAUAGACAAGAUCUUACAGAAACUGUAGUCGGUAUUUUGGACAUAAAUUACGACAAAUCUGAUGGAAAAGAACUGAGACUUGAUAAAGAGAUUAAUACUGUAAGUUCCCCUGCUUUAGAGAAGGGGAAAUAUGAAUUGGAUGAGGAAAAAUCAGACUCUGAAAUGACACUUGAUGGUGAUUCCACUACAUCUUCUAAUAAGGAGUCAACGACUGAUGAGGAAGAGCAACCUUCUAAGAUUCCUGAGUCUACGAUCGAGACAAUCAUUGUUGAAAAAACACAUUCUCAAGUAUCUACUAGCAUGACAGAAAUAACGACCAAAAACAUCCCUGUUUAUCCUAUCAAUGCCCCCUUAAAACUUGACGAUUCGAAUGAUGAGAAGGAAAUUCCGAUUGCUGAAAACAUCCCUAGAAUGGAAAGCCUACUUACGUACGGUGAGUAUCCAACGAGUGAUGAUCACCCUACUGACGACAACACCCUGUACCACGAUAAUGGAAAUAAAAUUUUGAUGAAUCAGAGGGUUGAAAUGCGAGAGGUUGAUUUGCAAACUGAAACCACCAAGGUCUUUGAUAAAAUAUCGCAAACAGAGUUGACAAGAUUGACUCAAGAUGCAAGCACUAUGAUCACAGAAAGCAAAUUACCAAUCAAUAAUAACGUGGUGAUGAAAACUUCAGUUGGAAAAGUAGACCAAACGACUUAUGAAGAUGAAACAAAAACGUCCACAACAUCAUCAGAGGUUUUACGAAAAUCAUCAGAGAGAGUGCCAGGAAAAACUUCAGAAAAGAAAAUUCAAACGGAUGCUUUCAUCGAAAACACAUUGCCACUUAUUCCAGCAGCAAAUCAAGGAACACAAACAGAAGAUCACACAGACCAUGGUGAAUGCGAAGAGAUAACACGAAUUACGAAAACCACAACGACCGAAACAUGGCAUGAGAACUGCGAAACUACGACACACAAACGGCAAAUUCCGAGGAAUGAUUUGAAAACUGUCUGUCCUGUGUGUCUACAGAGUUUAGAGCGAACCAACUACAGUUUUAUAAAGGUGAAAAAUCCCUCACGUUUUGUGCCAAUGGAGGAGAAAUUUACACAAACCCACCCGGAAGACACUGAUACGAGUACUAGCGAAAACUUUGAGAUUUACUACGAUGAAAAGAAAUCACCUUGGUUUGUAUGACAAUGCUGUGCGUGCCAGAGACGUAAUUUUCAUCAAAGGAUAUGCCACCAUUGAAAGGUUGAUGCCAAUGGCAAACUAAUGAUGAACUAUUUUGUUGGAAUGUAUUUUGGUGAUCACUGUGAUAUUUUAGAAAAUAUUUGAUGUAACUAUUCCUUAUGUAGAAUUAUUUUAUUAUGUUAAUUUUUGAUAAUUUAUCUGUUAGUAUUUUAACAUAAUAAUCAAUAUUAUGCUGUUAUUAAUAUUAUGAAUGAGAGACAGGUGGAGUAUAGUCAACGUUAUAUAGCUAUGACUGUGGUGCAGUUUGUUUGUUUUAAUCAUAUAUUAUAUGGCUUUUUUAUUAUA
Xenia sp. Carnegie-2017 is the source of this 9951-nucleotide messenger RNA. RefSeq lists its product as uncharacterized. The coding region runs from base 894 to 7658 and encodes 2254 amino acids. NCBI's taxonomy places the organism in Eukaryota, Metazoa, Cnidaria, Anthozoa, Malacalcyonacea, Xeniidae. The record is from RefSeq and is a predicted model, not a curated record. The transcript has 6 exons.